This is a messenger RNA of Penicillium roqueforti, 1662 nucleotides long. RefSeq names its product putative RNA splicing factor (Pad-1). NCBI's taxonomy places the organism in Eukaryota, Fungi, Ascomycota, Eurotiomycetes, Eurotiales, Aspergillaceae. The record is from RefSeq and is a predicted model, not a curated record. Gene Ontology annotation, cellular component: nucleus. The transcript is spliced from 4 exons. Gene Ontology annotation, biological process: mRNA processing. The coding region runs from base 1 to 1662 and encodes 553 amino acids. Gene Ontology annotation, molecular function: RNA binding.
AUGUCUGGACUUGACGUAGAGGCUCUCCUUGAGUCUACUGCGGCCGCCCCCAUCGAGGCCCCCGUCGAGGCCCCCGCCACUUCGGAUUCCCGCGCGGACCCCACCGAGCGCCGUGAUCGUUCCCGCGACAGACGUCGUCGCCGCGACCACAGCCGUGACCGCCGCCCUGACCGUGACCUUCAGGGAGACGAAGUCGCCAAGAGCGACACUGUUAGUGCUAAUGGAAGCCUUAGAAGCCGAAAGAGGAGCAAGAGUCGCGAAUCUGAGAGACGCCGUUCUCGCCGUGACCGUGACGGCUACCGCUCCAACGGUGACUUCUACCGUGGUGGAGGUCGCGUUCGUUCCCGCUCCCGUUCUCCCUAUGACGAUCGCCACUACCGGCCCAAUCGCCGCCAGCGUGAGGAAGAACGACGCCCCCGCCGUGAUGCUGAUGUUCGCCGUGGAUCCGCCGCCAGCCGCAAGUCUCCAGAACUGAACGAGGAUGAACGUGACAGUCGCACUGUCUUUGUGCAGCAACUUGCUGCCCGCCUGAGAAUCAAGGAUUUGAUUGCCUUCUUUGAAAAGGCCGGCCCCGUUAAGGAUGCUCAAAUCGUCCGGGAUCGUGUUAACGGUCGCUCCAAAGGUGUCGGUUAUGUCGAGUUCAAAAACGAGGAGUCUGUCUCCGCCGCCAUCCGACUCACCGGCCAGAUGCUCGCAGGAAUUCCCGUCAUUGCCCAACUGACUGAAGCGGAAAAGAACCGCCAGGCAGCCCGAAACCCGGAGGCUCCAGCAGGAAACCACCACACCGCACCCUUCCACAGACUUUAUGUCGGUAAUGUUCACUUCAGCAUUACCGAGAAGGAUAUCACCAAUGUCUUCGAACCAUUUGGCGACCUCGAGUUCGUUCAGCUGCAAACGGACGAGAGUGGUAGAAGCAAGGGAUAUGCAUUCGUUCAAUUUGCCCACCCCGAUCAAGCUCGGAACGCUUUGGAAAAGAUGAACGGCUUUGACCUUGCUGGACGAAAUAUUCGGGUUGGUCUCGGCAAUGAUAAGUUCACCCCCGACUCGCACGCCAAUCGCGCCUCAGGUGCUUCUACAAACUUCCAGGGUUCUUCGUUCUCCGGCCAGGGAGGUCGUGGCGUUCAAGCCGGAGGCUCCAACAACUUUGACCGUGCUGGCGGCAGAGAAACUGAAAAGGGUGCCGGUGCUAGUGCACUUGACGACACAGAUGUUGCUGGCGUAAACUUCAACAACUACUCUAGGGAUGCUUUGAUGAGAAAGCUUGCACGAACCGACGAACCCCAGUCUUCUGUUGACGACCGUCAGAAAUUCCUCCGACCCAAGACCGAAACUAAGCCGCUUCCCAUCAAUGUCAACAUGGCUAGUCGCUGUGUUUUGCUGCGCAACAUGUUUGACCCCGCGCUAGAGCACAGUCCAACCUGGGUCAAGGACCUCGAAGAGGACGUCCGAACGGAGUGUGAGAAGAAAUACGGCCACGUUGUUCACAUUUCACUAGAUCCCAAUUCCGUCGGAGAUAUCUAUCUGAAGUUCGACCGCGUCCAAGGUGGCGAGAACGCCAUCAAGGGCCUCAAUGGUCGAUACUUCGGUGGAAAGAUGUGCACCGCCCAACCCGUCGUGGAUGCAGUUUACAGCAGUCUUUUCUCUCGAACUAGGGCCAUCUAA